Molecule: messenger RNA, 2013 nt
Organism: Truncatella angustata
Lineage: Eukaryota; Fungi; Ascomycota; Sordariomycetes; Amphisphaeriales; Sporocadaceae
Product: permease of the major facilitator superfamily
Exons: 9
Coding region: 171-1700 (509 amino acids)
Biological process (GO): transmembrane transport; carbohydrate transport
Cellular component (GO): membrane
Molecular function (GO): carbohydrate:proton symporter activity
Source: RefSeq, a predicted model, not a curated record
GUUAAUCUGAACAAUGCCUCUUGCAAAACAUCGGUGCUGAGUUCUGUACCUGAAUGUCCCUUCCUUUGCACCGUACCACCGUGGUACAUAUCUGAGAUAUUUCUGAGUCUCAAUUCGCUCUUUCUCGUGGCAUUCAGGCAUUCGCGUUAUGCCGGCGUUCACUCUCGAUAAUGAGCAUCUUUCAAGUCAAACAGACCAAACUUAUCAGACCUCCAAAAGGGGAAGUCCUGUCUGAUCAGAAACGACCUCCUAAUAUUAAAUAUGUUUACACACUUACUUCUUUCAUCUGUCUCGGCUCUUUUCUCUUCGGAUGGAAUCAAGGUGUAUUAUCCAUGAUUAUCGCUGAUGCCAGAUGGUUGAAGAUCAUGGAGCCUGCCAACGAUUGGACCAUCGGUUUCGUCGUGAGUAUCUACAAUAUCGGCUGCGCCUUUGGGGCCAUGACGGUUGGCUUUUUGGCAGACUCUGUCGGUCGAGAACGAACGAUCUCCCUGGCGAGUAUUGUCUUUAUAACUGGAGCGUUGCUACAGGCCGCCUCAUACACGGUAACACAAAUGACUCUUGGCCGUUUAGUGCUAGGCGUUGGUGUUGGGGCUUACUCUGCAGGAGUCCCGCUGUACAUCACAGAAAUUGCACCGGCUGCGAUCCGUGGGCGGAUUGGAGCCAUCAAUCUGAUGAUUCUAUGUUUCGCCGAGAUGGUAGUAUUCUUCGUGGUGUACGGGUUCUUUUUCAUGAACUCCGAUAACUGGUGGCGGUAUCCAAUCACAAUACAAAUCUUGCCUGCGAUAGUGCUUGCAGUGGGUUGUUGGAUAUGGGUUCCCCCGUCACCCCGGUGGCUUGUCGCACAAGACCGGUAUGAUUGUGCGCAUGAAGUCCUAUCACGAUUGCAUGGGACGGACGUUGCGGAUUUUGAGAUAAAAGAGAUUCGUGAGUCCCUAUCUAUCGAGGAUGCAUCAUCGCAGGGCACAUGGGCAGAUAUGCUCAAGGGACCCGUGCGCUGGGUGACGUUCCUUGGUACCACCAUUCAAUUCUUGCAACAAAUUACUGGUACAAACUCCAUUUUCUACUACGCCCCGACCCUCUUCAUGAGAGGUGGCCUCACAGCCGAAGCUGCGAAUUUAGCAACGGCUGGAGUUGGCGUUGUUCUGUUCUUCUCGGCUUGGAUACCAGUUGUGUAUUUCGAUAGACUCGGGAGAAAGACGUGGCUUCAGAUCGGCACGGCUGGUAUGUUUGGUGCUUUGAUUGGGAUAGCAGCGCUACUGCGCCACGCGGAAAGCCACCCUGGUAGCCCAACCAACAACGCUAUUGUGGCAUUCCCCUACUUGUUCUACACUUUCUUCAAUAUGAGUUGGAGCUCCGGUAGUUGGACUUACGCCGCGGAGAUCUUCCCAAUCUCACUCCGAGCAAAGGGCAAUGCGUUAUGUACGGCAUCGUUGUGGAUAUCAAACUUCAUCGUGGCACAAACGACUCCGCCGAUAGCCAGUGCUAUCGGCUGGGGGCUCUAUAUCUUGUUGGCAUUUUUCUGUUUGAUUGCUUUCCUUUUCGUGAGAUAUGCGCUCGUUGAAACGAAAGGUCGAACACUUGAAGAAAUGUCCCAUCUUUUUGGUCUGAACGAUGAGGCAGCAAAACAAGAUCAUGAAGACUCAGAACGAAACGAACUCCUUCGUAAUAGCUUAGACUCCACUCGCGAGACUGACGAGUAGGAAUUACCUGAGGAGCAGAGAUUCAAUACGACUACCAACGAUGGAUUUACCUAGAGGACGUGAACUUCACGAUUUAGUGCAAGAAACCUGAAUCGUGACCCCUACAUGCGCUAAAUCGCAAUAUUCUAUCGUCGUGGUCGCUCGUAGCAAUGGCUUUUGUCGACAUUACAUACCCGACUCCCUAUCACUCUCCGUGCUGCAAUCUAUACUGGUUGGUGGCAAAAGAUGAACCAUAAUCUGGCAAAUUUCUUCCUUAUAUAAAAUUUAAACAUAUAUGCUCGAAACUAUAACAGAACUCAAUCUCAUCACCAUC